UUAUAACUAUGCACAGCAGUUAUCCUUAAAUUGUAAUUGAAAUGAUUUGUCAAUUGUCAAGAUUUUAGGUUCCAUCACAACAAUUUUCGGUUGUUUUUUAUGCUAGAGUUAACUACUUCUUUUUCACUAUAUACAUCAUCAUGAUAAUAACGAAAUUUGAUAAAUACAUUAUUAUUAUUAUUAUUAUUGAAAAUUUGAAAGGAUAAGGAAGGAAAAGUUUCAAGUUCUGGAAGAGUAAGCAAGGGAUUAUAGAAGAGAUAAAAUUAGUGUUCAUACUUCUAUGCUGGUAGAAUCUUUCAUGAAGAUUUGGAGCAGCUUUUAAAAGUUGCUUAAUUAACCAUGCAAAGGUUUAGCCUUUGCACAAGUACUAACAAUACAUUAACGUACCCAUCGCUCUUGUUUUCUUCCAUAAGGAACCACAUUAGUCAAGGUUCUCAUAAAUGUGCUCUUCUUCUGUAUAAACAAACUCGCCGCGAAGGUCUCUAUGAUCCCAGCGUUGUCCCUUUGUUGUUCAAGGCUUGUGUUUCUCUUUCAAUUCUUCACCACGUUAAGGCCUUGCAUGCCGAGUCCAUUAAAGCUGGUUCACAUUGUGAUGUGUUCAUUGGAACAGCAUUGGUUGGAACUUAUUCAAAAUGUGGUCUCCUUGGGGACUCCCGCAAGGUGUUUGAUACAAUGCCUGACAGAAAUGUUGUCACUUGGAAUGCAAUGAUUGGUGGGUACUUGAGAGCUGGGGACAAAGAAUCUGCCUCCUCAAUGUUUGAGGCGAUGCCGGGGAAGACUCCGGUGUCCUGGAGCCAGUUGAUUGACGGGUUUGCAAGGAACGGGGAUACUGCUGCUGCUAGGAGGUUGUUCAAUAAGGUUCCGGACGAGGCGAAGAACGUAGUGACGUGGACUGUGAUGGUUGAUGGGUAUGCUAGGAAUGGGGAUAUGGAAGCUGCCAGGGAGAUCUUUGAACAGAUGCCAAUGAGGAACUGCUUUGUGUGGUCAUCUAUGAUUUGUGGUUAUUGCAAGAAGGGCAGUGUCGAGGAGGCUGGGGUGAUUUUCGAGCGCGUUCCAGAACGCAACGUGGAGAUUUGGAAUUCAAUGAUUGCUGGGCAUGUCCAGAAUGGAUUUGGUGAAAAAGCACUGCAGCUUUUUGAGGAAAUGAAGGGUGAAGGGUUUGAACCGGAUGAAUUCACUGUUGUUAGUGUUUUAUCUGCAUGUUCUCAGCUGGGACUCUUGGAUGCCGGUAAGGAAAUACAUAACAUGAUAAAGCAGAGAGGGAUGAGGUUGAGUCCCUUUGUUGUGAGUGGAUUGGUUGACAUGUAUGCAAAAUGUGGGGACCUGGCCAAUGCAAGGUUGGUAUUUGAAGCAUCAGAGUCCAUUGAGAAGAACAUCAUCUGCUGGAACGCAAUGAUUUCAGGCUUUGCCAUCAAUGGAAAAUUCCAUGAAGUCCUUGAGUGUUUUGGCAGAUUGGAGGAAUCAAAUAUAAAGCCUGAUUCAAUCACCUGUCUCAUUGUGCUCUCUGCUUGUGCUCAUGGUGGUUUGGUAAAUGAGGCUUUGGAAGUAGCAGCUAAAAUGGAAAGAUAUGGAAUUGAAAUAGGAAUCAGACAUUAUGGAUGCAUAGUUGACCUAUUGGGAAGAGCAGGGAGGUUAAAAAAGGCUUAUGACUUGAUAAUGAGAAUGCCAAUGAAACCGAAUGAAGCUGUUUUUGGGGCACUGCUUGGUGCAUGCCGGAUUCAUUCAGACGUGCAAAUGGCAGAACAAGUAAUGAAGUUAAUCGGUGCAAGCACUGUUUCAAGUUCUGAUUCUCUCAAUGUGCUUCUGUUCAAUACCUAUGCAGCUUCUGAAAAAUGGGAGAAAUGUGAACAGAUGAGGAUCAGAGUAGAUGAAAGAAUUCAAAAGACACCUGGGUGCAGUUCAUUCAUCUCUAGUGCUUCGUCCAUGUUCACUUCGACAAAGUAAUAUAUUAAAAACAAAAGGAUUUGAUCUCUAUCAUAACUGUUAUAUAACUUUGAGCUCCUUGACGAGAUCCCCAUAGUUGCUACUUGCUACCCCAAUUUUGGGAUAUUGUCCCAAUAGAUCACUUUAAUCACUGAAGAUAUUUGAUUUAUGAUUAGUGAUCAAGGUGGUGUUGAGGGCAAAAGACACACUGCUUUGAAGCCAAGGUGUAAACCAACAAGCUGGUUCAAUGGAAUCUAAGACUUUCUACAAAAGUGAAGAACUUAAAUGCCUUUAUAAUGUCCUUCAUUUAUAAGUCACAAUCACUAAAGUGUGUACCUAGAAGUUAGAAUGGGGACUGCCAAGCAAUGUCAAAAUAAAGAUAGACUAUUGACCACCUCAGAAUUGGUAUGUUGAAGGUAUACAGACUUUUCAUACAUGAUUGCUCAAAUUCGUUUCCCAAUCAAAAUAGUGGGAAAGAAAAUAUCUGCUGUACUAAAAUACAUAUACAGAAAGUGCACAUUUAUGAUCUCUCAUUCUCAAAAGCUCUCAAUUGAUAAUUAUACAACUCGAAAAGACUCAGCUAUCUUCUUCAAAUCAUUGUAGUGUCUCUUCCA
This is a messenger RNA of Arachis ipaensis, 2537 nucleotides long. The record is from RefSeq and is a predicted model, not a curated record. NCBI's taxonomy places the organism in Eukaryota, Viridiplantae, Streptophyta, Magnoliopsida, Fabales, Fabaceae.